Messenger RNA from Acanthoscelides obtectus, 1999 nucleotides. Lineage: Eukaryota; Metazoa; Arthropoda; Insecta; Coleoptera; Chrysomelidae. The record is from the annotation of a GenBank genome assembly.
GCAACACUGGUUUGAACUGAGUUGUACAUGCCUUUAUGUAUGUGUUGGGUUUUUUUAUCCAAAAAAAUUGUUUACUUUUUGACUUUGUUGUGGUUGUGAGUGUGUUGUUUUGCUGGGAUGAAGAUAAAUUCUGAUUAUUGUUGAAUUCCUAAUUAUCCCUAUUGUCACUACUUAACGAAGCCUACUUGUACCAACUUAAGUUACUACAGGUCAUGUAAUGAAAAUGGAAUGCUCUGUAACUGGGCCUCUUGAAGAAUGUAUUUAUUCAGAAGAGAUUGACAAAUAUCAAGAUAUGGAUUGUGAGGCAACAAGUGCUGAAGUUGAUGUGAAACCAGACAUAGAAGAUGUAAAUGUAGAAUUAGGAGAAUCAAUAAAGGCUGCAGAUGAGGGAAUAGUAGUUAAACAAGAGCCUCUAGAGUUUGUUGCAACAGAAGCUAAAUUACUGGAUGGAAUAGGCGAGUCGCUUGAUGCUGGCUUAAUCCAUACAUGCGUUAUUCCUCCUUGUCGAUCGAGAUUCACUCGGAAAUGUUAUUUAGAAAUCCAUUUGAAGCGGCACAGCUCGGUGAAACAGUGCACACUUUGCUUGAAGGACUUUCAAAGCAACAUAUUAUUCCUGAAACACAUAUCUCAGCAUCUCAGAGCGAAAGCAAAAGAAUAUAAGGAAGAUCAUUUAUUUUGCUUCCACUGUUGCACCCAGCAUACCAGUAGGAAAGCAUUGAGAACUCAUUCGAAAUCGUACUGCUCAAAAAAUGAGGACCAUCUAGAGAAGAGAGAAAUUUUAAAGAAACUUGCAAAGGACCAAUACCACAAAGCUAGGAACAAGGCGAAACAACAACAAAAUGAAAUAGCAAAAGUUGUCGUGAAAUUGGAAAAAGAAGAUAAUGAAAUUGAGAAAGAUGAAUGUGAGUUUGAAGACAAUCCCGAAUAUAUAACCAUCAGUGCACUACGAGAGUUAGCUACUGAUCAAUCUAGUGAUGUAGCAAAAGAAUUAACAGCAGGGAAAAAUAUAGAUGAUAUUAACGAAAGCACGUCUGAAGAACGUGUUGCAGUCAAAGAAGAAAAAGAAGAUGUGAUAGAUAACAACACUGAAGAUAAUUAUGAGAUACAAAACGUUAACGGAGGACAAACUGUAAAUACAACAGAGAUAGAUGAAACAAUACAGAGCGAUUUGUGGAGGAAAUCAUCAGAAUACCCAGCUUGUGAAGUAUGCGGUAUGAAAUUCAGGUACAUGGCUUGCGUGCAUAUCCACAUGAUGGUCCACACUUCUUCGUUGCACUGUGUUCUGUGUAAUGAUAUGUUUAUACCGAGAUUUAAAGAAUUUUCGUCGCACGUGUAUCAGCACGUGAAAGAUAAACUAGCCGAGUAUAAACGAUUUGAGCUGCAGUGCCCAUAUUGUGGCAUCAGGUUCAAGGAAAGGAAACUGGUGAUGAUACAUAUGAGAAUUCAUACUAAUGAGAGGCCUUUCAAGUGCGAUAUUUGCGGGAAUGCUUUCAAGCAGAGGAAUUCUUUGCAAACACACCAGGUGACACAUAGUAAAGAAAAACCAUUUACUUGUCAGGAUGUAUUCAGCUGCCUUCUUCAGUAUUUGUGCUCUGCUUGCCUGCAAUGGAGUUAGAAACCGUUCUUUUCAGGUGCAAACAUUAGUAAACUAUAGAUUAACAGAGACAUCCUAUUUCUGGUUGUGCUCAGAGUGGUAGAUAAUAUAAUAAUAGUAAUGUAAUGUUUGUUGUAACACAGUACAGGUAAAUCCUAAAUAUCGUGCAUAAUAAACAUAAAGCAUCCAAAAAAGUUUGCACUUUGUACUAAAAAUAUAUACAAUCAAUGUCUGAAAAAUGUGAACACUAUAUAAUUUGGUGAAUUGAAUUAUUAUGAUAGAUUAGAAAGAUUUUCAUUAUUUGCUUGAACCACACUUACAUGUCUCACCAUUGUUAGAUUGAUGGAGUGCAAUAUUUAAAAAUAUAUUCCUGAUAAAACGACAAAUACAAUAAAAUACAGUAAC